Molecule: messenger RNA, 1684 nt
Organism: Botrytis cinerea B05.10
Lineage: Eukaryota; Fungi; Ascomycota; Leotiomycetes; Helotiales; Sclerotiniaceae
Exons: 1
Coding region: 234-1496 (420 amino acids)
Source: RefSeq, a predicted model, not a curated record
UGCUGCAGAAACCGAAGGAGCUGGAGUUCACCCACUCCACCUUCACCGUUCCACCCACUUUCAACUAUCCCAUACUUUGAGUGUUAUACUGCGAAUUAAGUAAUCAGAAGAGGGUUUGCGAUACUACGUCGAUCAUUCUACCUUUACCACGAAUUGCCAUACAAUACGCUGCAUACACUGCUCUCGGGACUGCAUCUGAAUCAAUUGUUGCUCGCAGGCUGGACCUCUUCACAAUGUUUCGAACUACUCCACCGAGUCUCUUUCGUCAACUGCCCGCCCUUCUCAAAUUCAAGCUUCAUCAACCCCUGCCUUUGACUCAACGUGAAUCUACACAAUUACUCGAACUUCUCACAACAUCAUUCCGACAACAACUUGACUCGGAGCAUGGCCCUUCGCACACGAGUAGCAAUGUCGAACCAACCCAAUCCAAUAAACAAUAUCAAAAUGGCAGGCCCCGGCGUCUCUCAGAUGCUGGCCAUAAGCACACCGAUCGACAUAUCAAAUCCAUUCUCACAAACCCCCUUUUCAACCAACGAACGCAACAAAGAGGUGAGCCUGGAUCUACACAGGAUCCAAUGGAUACAUUCGACAGGGCUGUUGGGCGCGGAAUGAUGACUCUAAACUAUGCAAAAGCAAUUUUGAUAGCCAAAAAGAAACAGCUUCAAUCCUCGCACGAAACGUUGGAAGAAAGUAUGAAGAAGUCAGGCGCCGGUCUCAAAAUCUUGAAGUGGUUGACGUCAAGUGGUAUAAACCAGAACAUUGAGUUCUUGUUGCAGGAUCAAAAAUUUGCAAUUCUACUCUUUGAAUUCAUGCGUGCAGAAGGCUAUGAAGAAGUAUUUUGGGAGUGGAUAAGCAAAGCCAUCCAUAGUACCAACGCUGCAGAAUUUGAAUUUCGUGGUGUGGCUCAACUCCUAUCUAAAAUUGUUACACUUACGGCCAGGCUCGAAGCAUCGUUUAAUGAUUCAAUCGCUAUUCUGCUUCGAAUCACAAAUAUGGCCAAAGACUUGCGCUUCGAAAAGGUUCACAGUCUUCUCACAGAACCUGGACAGCAUGUAUUUCACUUAAUCGUCGAGUCCUCUCGACAAGUGCGAGCAGCCACUUCAUUAGAAGCUUUCAAGAUAUUCCAACAAAUUCUGCCAAAUUUCAGCAUCCACGAUGUUGAUCUGCACACUUUAGAUUUGUAUUCCCCAUACCAUCGAUCCGCAGAUUAUUUCUUAGAAUUCCUUCGACAACAACAUUCUUCGAAGGAUUCAGAAAGCGAGGAUCUUGUGCGACCAUUUGAAAAAAAUGAGGCGAAGAAGAUGGUCUCAAUAUCUCUGAUGGCAGCCAAAAUCUUACUUGAGCAGAAUCGGGUCAAUGAUGCAACUUGGGUAAUGGAGUAUCUGCGCACAAACUAUCCUAAAUUAUUAGGAAUCGAAGCAGACAAUCAGGAACGGAAAGGAGAAGUUGAUGAGGCAUCAAGUAUUCAAAUACUCGAGUCCUUCAGUCUAGCUUGAAUCGUAGCUUGGUUUUUAGUUUGCAUGAUGAGCAUUCUGGUGUAUUUGUAUGUAAUUGGCGUUAAUGGCUGGUUAAUGAAUCAUUGACCAAUUGAUGGUUGGAGGGAUAGGGAAUGCAUUUCGAUAACGAUACGUCAAUGGAUAUAGCCUGAGACCAAAAUUUAAAGUCUACAUAGUAGAUAUAAGCA